AUGGCAGAUAUCGAUAUGGACGUCGACAUGGACAUCGACCUCGGCUUGGACCCCGAAAUCGCCCAACUCGAGGCAGAGGCCAUGAAGAUUGAAGCCCGCUCGGCGGCACUAAACACCCAAGACCAAUCUGGAUCUACCCCUGCCGACAACCCCGACGAUCUCGCCCCGACCAAAGUACACAUCCGCGGUCUAGACAACCUCACCACCGACAACAUCAGGCAGUUUGCUGGCGAGUACUAUUCGCUAGACAACUUCCAGCGUGUCGAAUGGAUCGAUGACACGUCGGCCAACCUCAUCUACGAGUCCGCAGAAGCAGCUUCAGAAGCUCUCAACGCCCUCUCCGACCUACCAGACGGCGCCGCACAACAUGUCGCCCCUCUGCAAAUGCGCAAAGCCAAAGCACUCCCCUCAAAUUCCGAAGCCGAACUCUACAUCCGUCAAGCCACCCUUGCCGACAAGAAAGCCCCUCGCGCUCAUGAGAGAAGUCGUUUCUACCUCAUGAACCCUGAUCAUGACCCGAGAGAACGCAAAGCAGAAUAUGACAACAGGAGGAGAGGCCCGCGGAGAGAUAACAGACAGAGACCUGAGGCAGCGAAGCCAUUCGAUGUCAACAUGUACGACGACGCCGAAGAAACGCCAGCACUCAGCUACGACGACGAAGACGAUCGAAGGAAUGUUCGCCGCAGAGACGAACGCCCGAGGAGGCCGCGUGGGGGUGAUCUGUUCGCUGGAAAGGACACAGGUAGAUUGCGCGAUCGUAGCGCUUCUCCUGUCAGGGAUGGAGAUGGAAGAUAUGGCUUUGACCAAGAGCAGCCCGAACGCAGGACGGCUCGUCGCAGAACCAUCUCACCCGCACCACGUAAGAAGGAUCUCAUGGCUCCCGCUCGUGCCAGUAAAGGUCCGAUAGAACUUCUACCCGCAAAGGGCGGCAAGACCUUUGGACUUGAUACACCACUCACUUCGACAAGUCCUCCGAAGCGCAACAGAGAACUCUUCCCCAACAAGUCCUCCCGCAGCAAUCAUCGCCGUUCGGACGCCCUUGACGCUGGCGAGACUGCAAGCAUAAGACGCAGCCUUGCUGAUCGCAUCACCGGAGGACCAGAGUCGGGUGGCUUCAGCAUCAGAGGAAGCGCUCAAGUAGACGUACCAGGCUUCUCGAUUCGGGGUGCUUCUCGCGAAGUCAAUCCAGUUGUCAAGGAGUUGUUCCCUUCAAAGUUCAGCAACGGAGAGCCAAACGACCUUUUCGCCGACAAGAUGAGAGACCGUAACACACAACGCAGACGUGCAGAGGAUAUGAUGUAG
Molecule: messenger RNA, 1302 nt
Organism: Aureobasidium pullulans EXF-150
Lineage: Eukaryota; Fungi; Ascomycota; Dothideomycetes; Dothideales; Saccotheciaceae
Exons: 3
Coding region: 1-1302 (433 amino acids)
Cellular component (GO): cytosol; nucleus
Molecular function (GO): mRNA binding; RNA 7-methylguanosine cap binding
Source: RefSeq, a predicted model, not a curated record